Cladocopium goreaui is the source of this 460-nucleotide messenger RNA. The record is from the annotation of a GenBank genome assembly. Lineage: Eukaryota; Dinophyceae; Suessiales; Symbiodiniaceae.
AGGGCCUUUUUGGUGGAGCUGCUGAUGCGUCGUGCCUUGAUGCUGCGACUCAUGGGGAAUCUGGAAGCAGCAGGAAGCGACUUUUUGGAAGUCCUCGAGCUGGAACCAGAGGAUGGCCUAGCGCUCUUUUGGUACGGCAAGAUCCUCAUCGAACAGCAACGGCAUCAAGAGGCAGUGGUAUAUCUGAAAGCAUCCCUGGACUACCACGAGCCAACGCGAAUGGCGGCUCAUGCCAUUCUGGGAGCAUUGUUAAUGACGGCUUCUGAGCCGCAUUUCAUGCAAGCGCAACUUCAUCUGAAGGAGGCGGCGCAACUGGCACCUGCGUCUCAAGCAGUGCGAAUUACACUGUUGAUUUGCUCCGCGGCCGUGGCCUUGAGCGGCAAGAAUCGCGAUCGCAAGAAAGCACUGAGUUUGCUGGAUCGUGCUCUUGCCGCUUUGGAGGGCGAGCAACGAGAACCUG